Messenger RNA from Ostertagia ostertagi, 402 nucleotides. NCBI's taxonomy places the organism in Eukaryota, Metazoa, Nematoda, Chromadorea, Rhabditida, Trichostrongylidae. The record is from the annotation of a GenBank genome assembly.
AUGCGAGGAGAGUCACCUAUUGCUUCCAACGGAACAGAGUGUGCACAAAUAAUUUCUGAUGAUCAUCUCGACUUUUCAUCAUCUGCGCUUGGUCCUUCUGUGAAGACAAGAUGGUUGCCGGGUGAUGCCGCAAGCUCUGAUAAAUCUGGUGAAGAAGGUGUGGCCACCUCUAUGAACGCGGGUGACGAGAAACCCGUACUCGGUCCUGAUGUAGUAACUCGUACUCCCUCUGAAAUGGCGGACGCGAGCAACGUUUCAAAGGAAGCCGGAUCAACCACUCCAAAAUUCUCAGACCCUGGCCUUGAAGCUCUUAAGAGCAAUAAUGGUGAGCUAAACGACGCAGAUGUUACGAAGAAGGAGAACAGUCAUCUGCAGCCGCCGUUGAGUCCUGCUUUGGCUUGA